AUGGAGAAUGACAUAGAAGACAUGGAAGGUGACUCUGACGGGCCAAAGAAUCUUUUUGCCAGUGCUACAGAAUCUAUGAUAAAGAUUGUGAAGAAGGUGUUAAAUGUUGAAGACAAACCCAAUACGGAGGACCUGGGGCUAAAUGAAACAAUUAAUAUAAAUGACACAGAUAAAGGCUCAGCACUUCCUGCCAAUGUUACCAGUGACGGCUACAUGUUACCUUGUGUUCCUGGCCACAGUGAGGAGGAAGUGUCAAAGCAGAGUAGCACUAUUGACCAGCCAAAUACAUCCAUUCUUGGAGGGACAGGAACCAACAUGCAGACUGCUACUGCAAGUAUGGAUGUCGGAACAGAUGAACACCCUGUUGACAAGUCUGCCUCUAUUGUAACCAAGCUGGAGGAUCAUGAACAGGUUCCCAGUAGUCUGGAAGAACAGCCAAUAGUGACUCUUUUGGACAGGGAAGAAUCUGAGGUCUCACUAUCAGACCUCAUCACCAAGUGUCUCACCAAAGCACCACGAAAGAAAGGAGGAAGUAAGCAUAGAUUAACCUCUACCAAAAGAGCGAGUGCUUUCUGUACCUAUGUUCAGAUUUUGCUGCGGAAUACACGGCCAGAGACAUGCUCUGUGAAAAGAAUUCCCCCUGCUGGCAAAGCAGAAGUUGGAGGAAAGGAUAUUGACACCCAUUCAUCUGAAAAGAAGGUUGUAGGUGAAAACAACUUCAUCAUUGUCACAAAGGAUGUGCUGUUGGAGGCCAGUACCAUACCAACAUCUGUCAGUAAUGAUACUGGAUCCAGUAGUCCACAUCCGACCCCAUCUAGCCAGUCUACACCUGUAAUGUCGAAUUACUCACCCAUUGAUAAAUCUGCUGACACAUCCACUGUUACAAAUGUUAUAGAAGACUUGUCAUCACUGACCCAAAUCUCUGAGAAGAGUUUAGAUGGGGACGCCAUACCAAAAAUGUCUGUUCCUGAUGCUACAGUGACAACCAUAGAUAUAGAGCCAUCUAAAGUUUUAUCACAUGAAGAGAUAUCCACAACUAUCAACCCAGUCUCAGUGGAAGAGAGUCAGAAGUCAGAAAUCAAUGGCCAGAAGACGUUAACUCCAGGGGAGAUAACUCUUGACCCCAGUAUUGUCAGUUCAUCAGCACAAGUGGACUCCUCUCAUACAACCCCGGCCCUGGACUCUGUUACUGUGACAGGGUCUAAACUGGAGGAGGGCAAAUCCUCGGAGUCUUUUACUAGUCAGCGCAUUGAGUCUCAGGAACCAAAGAAAAAUGAUCAGAAUCCAAAUGCUGAAAUGGAAGUGACUUCCACAAAAUUGGAAAUUGUUUCUACUAAGGUUUCCACGACAACAAUGGAACCACUCAACACGAGUGACAACCUGGAGAUGUUUGACAGUGAUGCUGAGGUGAUGUCCAGUAUAGUGGACAAAUUGGCUUCAGCUAUCUUAGAUGAUCCUCAGAAUGGACACUCUCGCAUCAUCAAUGACACAGUAGUGGCAGCAAAUGCCACACAGAAGAGUUCAGGAAUGCCCCAGAAAGACCUUGGUCUAGUUAAUGUAAAGGUGCCGGUCCUGCCUCACUCGAAACGUGAAAUUGCACUUAUGAGACUAGCCAACAGAAUCAACGCCCUUGAGAUGAAUGUUACUCUCAGUAUCAGAUUUCUGGAGAGAAUGAGCCAAAAGUUCAAAACUAAGUCAGAUGAGAUGAUUAAAGCACUCAACAGGACUGACACCAAGCUAGAGGAGACCAUUCAGGAGGCUGCUACAAGGGGAGAGAAACAACAGGAAGACAUGAAGAGGAUGGAGAUGAAACUGAAGAACCUGACUGUAAUGAUGGAGGAGAUGAUACAUAACAUGGAUACCUUGAACCAGAAGGUGACAGACAGACAGAUGGUCUGGACUUCCGUAGAGGUCAUCAUUCUGGUCAUUAUAUUUAUGGUGUGUCUCAGGAGAGGAAAAUCGCCAUCAUAUAUACCAAUGCCACCUGAAGUUCAGAAAAUACUGGAUAAGUUUCCAAAUGAUAUGGAUCUAACAGCACUCCCCAGAAGGAAUUCAUUCCAUGGAACAAUUCAACACAGUUCUGUUGAUAGAAUUGGAGGUUCUCUACAAAAAUACAACAGUGAAACAGCAUUAUCUUGUAGUCAAGAUAUAUCUGGCUAUGAUCCAGGUGGAGCCACCAACAUUUCAUCCUGUAGUAAUCAGCAAAAAGAUAUGCCAAAGAGGAAGAAGAGAAAGAAGAAAAGUCCUGAUAUAAAAAUAUCUGGUGUAUCUGACAGAUUGAAACAUCAUUCAUCUCUACCAGAGUCUCACACAAACAUUAACAGUGCAGGUCUUUUGUUUGGUGCAAGUUCAGAGGAGACAACUGUGUGUGAAAAGUUAGACAGGACAAGUAGUGAAGGAACUAAGUGGACUCUACCCUCUGACAAUAAGCUUGUGAGCAAGUCAGAGGUGGAACCUGUCUACUGUAAAAGUGAUUCCUCAGAUACAUCUGUUACCUCUAAAGGUCAGGAGUCAAAGGUCAGAGUGUCCUACUCCAGCAGUGAUAUACCAGACUGUGUUCCUGAGGGGUCUACUAAACUUACUAAGGUGAAGGCUCAUUCUUUUACAAGUGAGUUACCAGUAUCUGUGAUAUCUUCUAAACCUCCUAAAUGUCCCGUGGCUCCUGGACAAGUGGUAGGUAAGUCUAAGCGAGGAAGCCCACCAAUGAUGCGUGCCCUAGCUGACCCAGGGGGAGGGGGUGGAGGAGCUUCAAAAAAGAAACGACACAGUUACGGCCACCACAUUCUACUGGACUAUAACACACAGGCCCCCGCUGAAGUGGAAACAGUGAGGCCAAAUAUCAAUGGAAACCAUAUUUCUACCAGCCAGACAGCAACCAGUGAACAACAGAAUAAUCGACAGCCACAACAACACAGACCAAAGAGGAAGUCCCACACGAGGGCUGCUAGUGAUGACCUGUCUUCAGUACCAGACACCAGUACCGCAUCCUGGAAGAAUAUGUUCCGUUGGAAAUAAGACUGACCCAAGUCCAUUCGUGUUUUAAAUAUUAAAGGUGAUAACGAACUUGGUAGUGUGGUGUAAAACCAUAACAAAAACAAAGUGACUGUGUUGUGUCUGGUCUGGCAUAAUAUUACUUGGUAAAAACAAAGUAAAUAUAUUGUUUGGUGGAGAGGACAGUAUAUUUUCUGGUAAAAACAAGAGUAUAUUAUUGGGUAAAACAGAUUAUAUUGUCUGGUAAAAACAGAGUAUAUUGUCUGGUAAAAACAGAAAAAUAUUCCACAUGAUAGUAAAUCCGUUUAAAGCAGUGAUUUUUGAGAUUUUGUUGAGAAUGCCAUGAUUUAUUUUGUAUGCAUUUUUACAUAUUGUAAUAUAAACAGAUGAGAAUGCUAAGUAAACAGUGAGGUAUUGGGAGGUUUCUUACAAAAAUGGUCUCCUGAAUUCUGUAUUUAGAAUUUUCAAAAUCAAAUGAUUUGUGCAAUACUUUGUUUAGAUGUUACAUGUAAGUUAAUGAUGUACCUGGUCUCUCACUUUGAUUAAGUAACAGAAUGAAGAUGAACACAAGACACUGUUAUUUCUGUGUGAGCAUGCUCUGAUGUUAGGUCAGAUGUUGUUUUUUUCCACAUAUGUUUGUAGCUGUUGUAUGGCACCUUAUCCAGAAAGUUGUACUUUCCCUGUUGUAAUAACCCACAUAAUAUCUUAUAUACAUUUUGCCAAUUCAUCUACACUGUGUCCAACUAUUGCACCUAUUCUAUUUACAAACGGGUCACAAGCAACUUAGAAAUUAAUGUUUCAUUGUCUCCCCAUUUCACUAAAGCACUCCUUUAUCUAUCAAAUCAGAGAUUCAUUAUUUUUUAAUUGUUUUGUUUGAAUCUUUAAAUAUUUUUAAUGGUUCAGUGUCUGCAGUAUAUACUGGUUAGAAUGAUAGAACAUGGUCUAAAUUUUUGAACUUCUUUCGUUUCAUAAUCUUUAACAUGGCCUGUCAAGAUCAGUCUUGAUAACAUGGCCUUUAAGAGUCAAUCUAAUUGAAAUGACCUGUCAGAAUCAAUCUAGUUGAAAUGACCUGUCAGAAUCAAUCUAAUUGAAAUGACCUGUCAGAAUCAAUCUAGUUGAAAUGACCUGUCAGAAUAAAUCUAAUUGAAAUGACCUGUCAGAAUCAAUCUAAUUGAAAUGACCUGUCAGAAUAAAUCUAAUUGAAAUGACCUGUCAGAAUCAAUCUAAUUGAAAUGACCUGUUAAAAUCAAUCUUAAUAAAGACCAAUUGAUUUUUCUGUAGAAUUCUAUUGAAGAUUAUUAUUUUUGAUAGUUCAAAUUUUUUAAGGUCAAAGUUCAACGUAAAACAGGAUCCACAAUCUACUGUAGAUAUUUUAUUUUCAGGAUAAUAUUUUUCGCACUUUCAUUCUGUCACUGAAAAUAUUGAAAACCCGAACCUCUUGUGAAUUGAGAUCCUUAGCAUUUUACUCCCAUUAGAGCUGCAGAGUCUAACUGUAAUAUAUCUUCUACCGGGGCCCGUGUAAUACUUUUCAUUUUAGGGGCCAUGUAAUACUUGUUAUAGUCCUUCCGUGGGAGGGGCCAUUUAAUACCUACUAAUAUACUUAUACUUUGUGCUUUUGAGUAUAUAAUGUUGUAUAUACAUUUGUAUUUAACAUUUUCUGGUCAGUCCUACUUAUCAUCAUCGAUAUCUACAGAUUCCAGGUAUACAUUGUUUAUCAGGAUCUCAGUGUGGACAAUACUAUUUUAUAUUGUGUGAUCAUAAUGAUGCAGUUAUAUUGAAAAUCAAACACUGGACAGUGUCUACACACUGUUAGUCCAAUUGGCUUUGCUAUGUAUUCGAAACAUGGCCAUAAGUUUUCUUGAAUUAUAUAGUAAUGUCUCUAUAAGUAGCUAGAAUACAACAGAUUUGGCUACACUUAACACUGAUGAUACAACCUAGAUAUUUCUGACUUGAUUGAUGGCUUGGUCAAUUAAGUGUGGUCUGCACAUGUAUCUUAUAUCAACAAACAUAAUGAAUCUCAUUCAAUAUACUUAGUACAUAUAACAACUAAGUAUAGCUGAGUCCUGUGUGAGAUUUGGUCAAGUUUAUUUCUGGGCCUCUGUGAGAUUAAGCCAAUAUAGCAGUGCCCUAUGUGAGAAUUAAUUAUUCUAUAACAUGGUCCUGUAAAAGAUUAACCUUUGCUGUACCCUGCUCCUAUUUAUGACUAAACCUGCUUUGCCUCGGUCCCAUUUAAGGUUUUUCUUUUCUAUGAUAUCCCAUGUCUGGUAGGUGAUAGGGAUUGAUCAUAAUCACCAAACUUUAUAUCAUGCUUAAGAGGUGCAUUGUGUUUCUUACAGGUUUAUAUUUUUCUGCUGUAUGGUUUGGCUAUUUUUUUUAACUUAAAGAUGGAAAAGGGAGGAGUUAUCGUAUACAAAUUUACUAUACCCUGUGUUUGUGGGACUCUGUAGUGUAUCCCCAAUACUAAUUGUUAUACCCUGUGUUUGUGGGACUCUGUUGUGUAUCCCCUAUACUAAUUGUUAUACCCUGUGUUUGUGGGACUCUGUUGUGUAUCCCCUAUACUAAUUGUUAUACCCUGUGUUUGUGGGACUCUGUUGUGUAUCCCCUAUACUAAUUGUUAUACCCUGUGUUUGUGGGACUCUGUUGUGUAUCCCCUAUACUAAUUGUUGUACCCUGUGUUUGUGGGACUCUGUAGUGUAUUUCCUAUACUAAUUGUUAUACCCUGUGUUUGUGGGACUCUGUAGUGUAUCCCCUAUACUAAUUGUUAUACCCUGUGUUUGUAGGACUCUGUUGUGUAUCCCCUAUACUAAUUGUUAUACCCUGUGUUUGUGGGACUCUGUUGUGUAUCCCCUAUACUAAUUGUUAUACCCUGUGUUUGUAGGACUCUGUUGUGUAUCCCCUAUACUAAUUGUUAUACCCUGUGUUUGUAGGACUCUGUUGUGUAUCCCCUAUACUAAUUGUUAUACCCUGUGUUUGUAGGACUCUGUUGUGUAUCCCCUAUACUAAUUGUUAUACCCUGUGUUUGUGGGACUCUGUUGUGUAUACCCUAUACUAAUUGUUACACCCUGUGUUUGUGGGACUCUGUAGUGUAUCCCCUAUACUAAUUGUUAUACCCUGUGUUUGUAGGACUCUGUUGUGUAUCCCCUAUACUAAUUGUUAUACCCUGUGUUUGUGGGACUCUGUUGUGUAUCCCCUAUACUAAUUGUUAUACCCUGUGUUUGUGGGACUCUGUUGUGUAUCCCCUAUACUAAUUGUUAUACCCUGUGUUUGUGGGACUCUGUAGUGUAUCCCCUAUACUAAUUGUUAUACCCUGUGUUUGUGGGACUCUGUAGUGUAUACCCUAUACUAAUUGUUAUACCCUGUGUUCGUGGGACUCUGUUGUGUAUCCCCUAUACUAAUUGUUAUACCCUGUGUUUGUGAGACUCUGUAGUGUAUCCCCUAUAGAUAUCUGUAGUGUAGUGUAUAUGCUAUUUAUCAUGUGUAAUGUUAGAUAUUAUGUGGUGCAGGUUUAUACAGAACUAUCCAUUUGUUGACAUUACUGUUAUAUUGAAUGCUUUCAUACAGGAGAAGACAACUCUCAGAACCCUAGCAUUUAUAUAUACUAUGCCAUAUAUACUUAAAACAAUGAAUAGAGUUCUCAGAUCAUGAGGGAGGAACAAGGUGCAGAUUGUGACAGUGUGAGGAAGAAAUGAGGUGUGACUGUGACAGAUUGAGGGAGAGAUGAAGUGCAGAUUAUGACAGAUUGAGGGAGAGAUGAAGUGUAGACUAUGACAGAUUGAGGGACAGAUGAAGUGUAGAUUGUGACAGAUUGAGGGAGAGAUGAAGUGCAGAUUAUGACAGAUUGAGGGAGAGAUGAAGUGCAGAUUAUGACAGAUUGAGGGAGAGAUGAAGUGUAGACUAUGACAGAUUGAGGGAGAGAUGAAGUGUAGACUAUGACAGAUUGAGGGAGAGAUGAAGUGUAGAUUGUGACAGAUUGAGGGAGAGAUGAAGUGUAGAUUGUGACAGAUUGAGGGAGAGAUGAGAUGGAGAAUGUGACAGAUUGAGGGAGAGAUGAAGUGCAGAUUAUGACAGAUUGAGGGAGAGAUGAAGUGUAGACUAUGACAGAUUGAGGGAGAGAUGAAGUGCAGAUUAUGACAGAUUGAGGGAGAGAUGAAGUGUAGACUAUGACAGAUUGAGGGACAGAUGAAGUGUAGACUAUGACAGAUUGAGGGAGAGAUGAAGUGUAGAUUGUGACAGAUUGAGGGAGAGAUGAGAUGGAGAAUGUGACAGAUUGAGGGAGGGAUGAGGUGUAGAUUGUGACAGACUGAGGAAGGGAUGAGGUGUAGUUUGUGACAGGCUUAGGGAGGGAUGAGGUGUAGACUGUGACAGAUUUAGUGUGUUGAGAUAAACAUAGUGAUUGAGGGAGAGAUGAAGUGUAGAUUGUGACAUAUUGAGGGAGAAAUGAUAUUCGGAUUGUGACAUAUUGAGGGAGAGAUGUGGUGGAGAAUGUGACAGAUUGAGGGAGGAUGAGGUGUUGAUUGUGAUAGAUUGAGGGAGAGAAGAGGUGUAGAUUUUGACAGAUUAAGGGAGGGAUGUUGAGAUGUAUAUUGUGACAGAUUUAAUUUGUUGAGAUGAACAUUGUGAUCAGUGAUACUUAAACAUAUCAGAUACUGUAGGGAUAGAGAGGUACUUUGACAUAUUAAGGUCAUUUUAAAACCAUCACUUUUUGCUUGCUGGCUUGUCAUUGUAUUUUCAUAUUAUGUUCAGAAAUAUGUUAUGAGUGUGCCUAUGUUAUGUUGUUUUGUGUAGAUAUAAAACAGCUCUAUCAAUGUUUAAUAUUGUACUAUGUUUUUGAAGUCUGUGAUAAAGUGCUGUUCAAAUUGAAAUGAGAUAUGAGUACUGUUCAAACUGAGAUAUUGUAACUGUUCCUGUUUUUCUUGGUCAGCUGUGCUUUAAAUCUUGUAAGUGAUGUUCUACUAUUGCUAGGGUUGAUGGGUGAUACGUUGAUGGAGACUGGUAGUGCUUGUUGAGAUGUUUAUGUACAGGGUUUAGUAGAGAUACACCUGAUCCAGCUGUAGAUAUAUAUGUGCAGUAAACAUAAAUCACAUAGCAUGUGUGAGAUAAUGUUGAUUCAUAGUGGUCAGUCUGACUGACCUGUGUCCUUGCACCUUUUCUUUUUUGUGCUUUUGGUCUUGUUCAAUAAUUCAUAUAAGGAUAUUUGAAAUCCAUAGAUUUUGUGAUAAGUAAAUAUUUCGAAGAUAGAACCAUAGGAUUUGUAAAAGUGCUGUUUUGAUGUUUACUGAGCAACAGAAGUUUGAUUUCAUUAUGUACAGUGUGAUAUUUUCAGUUACCUUCAUACCAAAUUUUAUAUAACACUGAGUUGACCAGACUAGAAGUCCAGUAGUACUCAUUUCAAGUGUCAGACUGUCCGUGCUGCCAUUAUUUAUAUAUACAACAGACACGCCUUAUCUUGGGUCUGCCAUUAAGACAAACGGUUCCGUCAGAUAUGAUUAUUCCAUGAUAUACUGAAUGAUUCCAAAGACAUAUUCCUUUGCUGUCAUAUUAUGACACCAUUCCAAAUAAACACAGAAAACUAAUGUAUGUGUCAGGAUUAUUAUAUGAAAUUGUUGACAUUGUCUGCAUAAAACUUUCUCCAUCAUAGAUAUUUCACUUACUACUUUACACUUUCAGUUUUAUUUCUUUCAGUCUCUCAAAUUUCUUUUUCUCUCUUUUUAACAAACAUUUUGUUUACAAUGAAUGCAAUUAUUUUUGUCUCCUGUCUGUUGUUAUUUCAAGUAAAAAAGAUUGUUGUUUGAUCAGGUGAAAUCUUGUCUAUUAUUUUCUGUCUUCAGUAAGUUUUUAACUUUCACCCCUGAAGUCCAAAGUCCCUUCCAAGUCCUUAUUUUAGUUCUUUUUGUUAGUACUUAUAAUAAUUAUUGAGCUUUACCCAAUCCAGUUUUAAAAUGAUGAAUAAUUACAUUAAUGCUAGGCCUGGUGUUCUGCAUGAGGUCUUGAAGCUAGGCCUGGAUUGUUGUGCAAGGUCAUGUGGCUAGGCCUGGUGUGCUAUGCCAAGCCUUGUAGCUAGGCCUUGUUUUGCGAGGCCUCAUAGCUGGGCCUGGUGUGUUGCUUGAGGUCUUGUAGCUAGGCCUGGUGUGUUACGUCAGGCCUUGUAGCUAGGCCUGGUUUUGCGAGGCUUCAGAGUUAGACCUGAUGUGUUGUGUGAGGCCCCGUUUGUAGCACAACUGUUGUAGAGGGAGUGUUAGACUAUAUUGUAACUGUGUACGUUGACUUAUUAUAAUGGUUACUUGGCUGUAUAUAAUGCUGGCCAAGUUACCUUGUUAUAUUGUUACAGCAUUAUAAUUUAUUUGUAAUUAAGGCAUUAAUAAAAUACAUUAUAAAAC
This is a messenger RNA of Ylistrum balloti, 9368 nucleotides long. RefSeq lists its product as uncharacterized. Bases 1 to 3015 code for a protein of 1004 amino acids. Lineage: Eukaryota; Metazoa; Mollusca; Bivalvia; Pectinida; Pectinidae. The transcript is spliced from 11 exons. The record is from RefSeq and is a predicted model, not a curated record.